AUGAAACACGGCAAAGUGGAGCAAGAACAGGACAAUGGAGCCCUCCUCUCGCUCGCUGUAUGGCAACUUUACGUGCAGCAGAGCUCAGUGAUGGAGCCACGUGGGAAUGCCGACAUGGUGGAAAACAUGACCAGUCACAACCUAUUAGGUGCUCUUCUCAACACUCCGGCGAAUGCUCCGUAUCGGCAGCCCGUCCAGUUCGCAGGCCAGCCCAGGCGAUUGCAACCUAGACUAUGGAUAUGUCUUGACGGGUUGGUACUCUUUGUUGCGGCGGUGUAA
Molecule: messenger RNA, 279 nt
Organism: Fusarium venenatum
Lineage: Eukaryota; Fungi; Ascomycota; Sordariomycetes; Hypocreales; Nectriaceae
Source: RefSeq, a predicted model, not a curated record